Messenger RNA from Anopheles stephensi (Asian malaria mosquito), 2813 nucleotides. RefSeq lists its product as uncharacterized. The coding region runs from base 1142 to 2071 and encodes 309 amino acids. The transcript is spliced from 2 exons. NCBI's taxonomy places the organism in Eukaryota, Metazoa, Arthropoda, Insecta, Diptera, Culicidae. Gene Ontology annotation, molecular function: DNA binding. The record is from RefSeq and is a predicted model, not a curated record.
GUUCACGCUUAAAUAUAAAGUGAAGAAAUUGGAAAUGGUUGAGUAUUCAAAAGUAUUCAAACAUCUUCUCACGACUGGAAAAGGGCGAAAAUGAGUAUCCGGUAUUACCGGAUUGAACGAAAGGGGUCUCGAUCGCUGUAUUCGAUCAAAUUUGGAAUCUGAUUGCAACUGAAGGACCUACUAUCCAGCCUCAGGUAAGCUAAGUCAAGGAAACCAGUAGCGUAGGACCUCUUUAUGUUGUAGACAAAAAAGAAGAAAAUAUUUUGGAAAAACACACUGUAUACUCUAAUUUGCCACUAGCAUUUACCAGUAUCACAAGCAGUGAGUUAGUAAAUUUAGGCCGAUAUCAACCGUCCAAGUUGAAGUGUCAUACUGCCUACGGCAAAGUUCCCAAUAGUCGAUGGUGGUCCUCGUUCCGCAGGACGUAUGUUUAACAUAUCUGCUUUCAUGGCUUUAUCUUUGUGAAACUAUGAUGCAGGUGCCAUUCUAUUCGUCUAAACGAUGAAGAAUAUCCAGGAUAUUUUUAUUUAAAAAAAAUCAAAGUCCAUGUCUGAGGGGUUAUCAUCCAUGUGACGAAUACUCAUAAAAUGGAUGGCUUACGGCGCUUGUAAAUAGGCGCUAUAUCUGUAAGUCGGUAGGUGCGUCGAGAGUAUUCCCAAGCAACCACGACAGACACAAUUAUUUGUGUUAAAAUAUAUUGUUUCCAAUCGUUGUGUAGUCAAAACCGAGAAGUUCGAGUUGGAAAACUCGUUGUAACUUGAAGGAGCAAUAAAGCAACCAACACGAACAUGUUAAAAAAUAAUAAUUCAGAAUUAUAUGCGCAUUUAAUUCAAUAUCUCGUGUAUUCUGGAUAGUUACAUUAAAUUACUUUGAAAAUAUAUAUUUGAAAAGGCCUUUUAAAUAUUCUCAUUUCAACCGUCAUUCCGUGUCGUUAUUUUGAAGAAACGUCAAGUGGAACAUUUUUUUAAAGUGACAAGUUGAUAGCUUGCGAAGCAGCCCUGAGCCUGUGUUUACAGUGCGGCAACAACAAAAGGAGCAACAAUAAGCAUUGCGUUACCAACCAAGCAUCCAACAAUAAGCAUUGCAUUACGAAAGAAACGUAAUUCGUCAGCUUUUCGGUGAUCUUCAUUGAACGAACACCAUGUUAACUAAAAGAACUGCCCCUCGAAACGUGUCCCACCGUUCGAGCAACAUCGAACCACCCAAGAGCACGCGAAAGAUGCUUACCAUUGCGGAAAAGGUGAAAUUGCUCGACAUGCUCAAGCAGGGCAAAACAUACGCUGCCGUUGGCCGUUGUUUCGGCAUCAAUGAAUCCUCGGUUCGCUACAUAAAAAAGGACGAAAGUAACAUACGAGCAACGGCAACAGUGUCCGCGAGCAAAACAACGAAGCGAGUGGUCACACCUCGUAACCGAAACAUUAUACAGAUGGAAGCGCAAUUAAUUUCAUGGAUAUCGAAAAGAAAGGAAAACAAUGCUGCACUUACUACCAAAAUAAUUUGCAGGGAGGCAAGAACCAUAUUCCACAAGAUUGCAUCCGCGAACGACGGCAAACCACCGACAGAGCCAAGACCAGCCCGGUUUAGUGCUAGCAAUGGAUGGUAUGAAAAGUUUCAGAAACGGCAUGGAUUAAGAAACCUUCUUUACAGCACAACACAACCGGCUGCUUCGCUAGAGCCGAAAAAAGGCAAAAUAUGGGAGCUAAUUGACAGCAGCACCGACGACGAUGAUUGUGAACCGGUCGAUAUGCCCGUAAAGGCUAAUGGUAACGAAAAGCAUCAGAAAAACGGAAAACCAACCGAAGAUGAGGUUGAUAUAACGCUAAGCCACCUAACAACGCUGGUAACGUUAACAAAAGAAAUACAACGCAUGGCUCAGGAUUGGGAUCCCCAGGAAACUCGUUCGUCGCAAUUCGCCAGUGUAGUACAAAACGCCUUAUCAGUUUACGAAUCGUUACUAGAAGAAAAGAAUGGAGUGAGUCAGGCAGGGUCUAGGAAAAAACUUAACUUUCGAGAACGGAAACAUUGUGCCAGUAUUACCAAAACUCGAACGAAGACUUCACCAAUGUGCUAGGCGUUAAAUAUACGGAUCACCUAAAUUAAACACACUAUGUCAGUUUUAUAUCACUUCAUGCCAAAAACGUACUGCCAACAUAAUAUUGUUUUUAGUUAAUCGAGGUUUAAAAACUUUUCUCGAUUAAGCACCAUUAGCUGCCUCCCAAAUAUUUCAACCUUUCUGCACUGGUUCUAUCUUUCUUUCUAUGUCAAUUUGGUCCCAACGAUCGAAAUGAUUCGUUUGUCAGUCUCCGUUCGCAUGACUCAUACACUCGAAAGCAACUGAAAUUAGUUGUCGAUCGUGUUUCAACUGGAUAGUGGAGUACUGCAAUCCCUUCGUGGGAAGUUGCAAUCAUACAGUGGAAUGUCGUAAUCGGUUAGGAGAAAUAUUCAACUCAGUUGUGAAACUUUGCAGUUAGCUGUAAAAUUUCUGCCGAACAUUUGGUUCAAUCCUAUCAUACUCUAAAAAACUCAAAAUGUCAUUGAAUCGCUAGUUUACCACACAUUGUAACGCACAUUUAAACCGGUUGUUUUCUAGCAUAUAUGGAAAAUGUUACUUAAACUCCUAAAUUCUUAAUAAAUAACGUUAUCGUAGAAAACAGCUACCAUGUUACAUUCAAAUUAUAAGUAACACACACCCGUGCACCCUGGUAAAAUAGUCUUUUGUCAUCUUGCGAUUAAGAGAAAUACAUACGGUUGCACUAACAUAUCAAUUUUAUAAAAAAAAAAUUAAAUAAAUUACCUUGGAUAAUGCAUCGUAA